CAUACAUUGAUGUCUAGUGAGAACAUAGAUGUUACAAAGAAGAAACAGUAGGCUUUUAAGAUGACAUGGAUAUGCAAACUUUGCAAUUUCAGAGUAGCAACACGUUUAGCACUCCUAAAACAUUACAGAUUGACACAUAUAUUCUCUGGCCAUGGUCAGUCUUUACCCUGCUUGUAUUCAGACUUCCCCAGUGCAUUCAAAUGUUUAAAAUCGCUUCAUGCCCAUUUGUCAAGAGAUCAUUUCCAAACUAAAAAGCCAGGGGAAAAUUCCUAUGCCUUAUUUGUAAUAUAUCUGCUUUUCAGACAGAGAGGCAAUAUUUUGAACACAGUGGAGCUCACCUGAAAAGGCACGAAACUGUUCAUUGCGUUUUUAAAAAUUGUGACUACAGUACCAACAUCUAUUCAACUUUUGCAUCUCAUAAAAGUAGAAAACAUAGUCCUCACUGCCUUCAAGAUUUUGAAAGUACAUUAUUGCAGACAGUUUUAACUAACACAGAGCAAGCUGAUGAAGUAGAAGUAACUCUGUCAGAUGAAGAUGAAGUGGUUUGUUCUGAAACUGUUGUGGAGGUGGAAGAUUCUGUUAAAACCAUUAUUGAUCAUCUUAGUUCCUUGUUACUGAAACUUGACUGCAUCCAUAAUAUCCCUAGUAGGUGCAUAGAUGAUAUUGUUGACGAGCUUCAGUUCAUUAGUUCAUCAGCUUCACUACCUGUAAUCAAAAAUAUUAUCUUGGACACGUUAAAAAAUCACAACUGCAGUCCAGAUUCAAAGUUGGUUACAGAUUUGAUGAACAGUAUCUGCCAACUAAAUCCUUUAAGUGUAGCUUUCUGUAAUGGUGGUUAGGGUUAGAAAAGAAAGAAACCUAUAGUGACAAAAAUCCAGCUAAAAACUGUAAGAAACCAAAAAGAGUGGAAGUGAACUACCUUCCUCCACACCCACAAGGAGAGACAACUGAAAGUUUAGAGAAGGUACGGCUGGAGCUACUUGAAGAUUUUAAAAAGAAAAACAAUGACAGGGUGAUAUUUCCAAAAAUGGCCCAAACGUUCUCCUAUCGAAGACUGGAGGUGGUGACUGGCAGUGCAGCUGCUGAUGACUUCAAAGAAAGGUGGCCAGCACUCUUUACUGAAGCUGGGAUAAAAGAAGAGUUUCGGAGAAUAACCACCAUUCCCCUUGAGCAGACCUUCAUGUUCAGUCUGGACAGUUACACUCCAAAACUGCUUUCUGUAUUUGAGAAGAAGGGUGGUGCUAUUGGGGCAAAACUGAGACCUAUUUUGGACAAGCAGAGACAGGACCAAACAGUUGAGAUGAAACGUGGAGAAGUGAUUCGUGGAUUAAUGCUCUACCUUGGUGAAAAAGAGGAAGAACUCUUUCUAAAUUGCCAGGUGGACAACUUUGAGGACGUUUGGCAGCACAAUAUGAAGAUUGCUGUUGUUCGUGCUUCCUACGCUGAAGAUCCUGUAGAUGUCUCUCUUAUUCUUGAUGGCAAGGAGGUUGUGACUGGAUGUGGAAAUACUGCAAAGGCAUGUACACUGCUAAUGGGUCUGAUAUAUUCCCUCAAUCUUGCUUAUCCUCCAACACUGUGUUACACUUUUGAAGUGUUCCAGAAGCUUUUCUUAGAUUUAGACGCAAUAAAGCUAUCCUCCAAAGUACAAACUCUGAAAAUGAAGUUGCUGUCCAAAACUUAAAAGAUGACAUUUUAUUCAGCUUUGUUCAGCUUGGUAUGCCAUUGCCAUUAUAGCAGUUUAUGUUAUAAAGUUGUAUUGUUAUUGUGUAACUCUUGCACAUGCUUCAAAGUUGUUAAUUGUUCAUGAAUGUUAAUACAGUUGCAAAACCUAUGCAGCCAUUUCUCACAGCUGUGCCUUCAGAAAGGACUUUAAGUUUAUAAUAGUAUGACAACAAGAAUUGCUGAUGUG
This is a messenger RNA of Amphiprion ocellaris (clown anemonefish), 1909 nucleotides long. RefSeq lists its product as uncharacterized. The record is from RefSeq and is a predicted model, not a curated record. NCBI's taxonomy places the organism in Eukaryota, Metazoa, Chordata, Actinopteri, Pomacentridae. The coding region runs from base 1028 to 1681 and encodes 217 amino acids. The transcript has 4 exons.